This is a messenger RNA of Rhizoctonia solani, 1194 nucleotides long. Its product is annotated as DEAD/DEAH box helicase. The record is from RefSeq and is a predicted model, not a curated record. Gene Ontology annotation, molecular function: mRNA binding; ATP binding; RNA helicase activity. The transcript is spliced from 8 exons. The coding region runs from base 1 to 1194 and encodes 397 amino acids. NCBI's taxonomy places the organism in Eukaryota, Fungi, Basidiomycota, Agaricomycetes, Cantharellales, Ceratobasidiaceae. Gene Ontology annotation, cellular component: catalytic step 2 spliceosome; nucleolus.
AUGAACGCCAACGAUGAGAAGCUUGUGUUCGAGUCCUCCGAGGCAGUCAAGGUUGUCUCAACAUUUGACGACCUUGGACUCAAAGAGGAUCUACUCCGUGGGAUCUAUGCAUACAACUUCGAGAAGCCGUCUGCCAUCCAGCAGCGAGCCAUUUUGCCCAUCACCAAGGGGCGUGAUGUGAUUGCCCAAGCACAGUCCGGAACUGGUAAAACUGCAACAUUCUCCAUUUCUAUUCUCCAGUCUAUCGACACUACGCUCAGGGAGACCCAGGCGCUGGUAUUGUCUCCUACUCGCGAACUCGCGACUCAAAUCCAGUCGGUUAUUCUCGCUCUAGGCGAUUAUAUGAACGUUCAAUGCCACGCUUGCAUUGGCGGAACAUCCAUUGGCGAGGAUAUCCGCAAGCUCGACCACGGUCAACACGUUGUAUCCGGCACUCCUGGCCGCGUAUUCGAUAUGAUCCGUCGCCGCAAUUUGCGCACUCGCAACAUCAAAAUGCUUGUUCUGGAUGAGGCAGACGAACUACUCAACAAGGGCUUCAAAGACCAGAUUUAUGACGUCUAUCGAUACCUUCCUCCAUCUACCCAGGUUGUGGUUCUUUCUGCCACCCUCCCUCACGAUGUCUUGGAGAUGACCACCAAGUUCAUGACAGACCCCAUUCGCAUCCUCGUCAAACGUGAUGAGUUGACGCUUGAAGGAAUCAAGCAGUUCUUUGUAGCUGUUGAGAAGGAAGAUUGGAAGUUCGAUACCCUGUGCGACUUGUAUGACACUUUGACCAUUACCCAGGCGGUCAUCUUCUGCAACACUCGUCGCAAGGCAAGUUGGCUCGUUGAAUGGCUUACUGAAAAAAUGCGUGCUGCCAACUUCACUGUGGCAUCCAUGCACGGAGAUAUGGUUCAAAAAGAACGUGAUGCCAUUAUGGCGGAAUUCCGUCAAGGAUCGAGCCGCGUUCUAAUCACUACGGACGUCUGGGCACGAGGCAUUGACGUACAGCAAGUGUCGCUGGUCAUUAACUAUGACCUUCCUUCUAACCGUGAAAACUACAUCCAUCGUAUUGGUCGUUCUGGUCGUUUUGGACGCAAGGGUGUGGCUAUUAACUUUGUCACGAUUGACGACGUGCGCAUUCUUCGCGAUAUUGAACAGUAUUACAGCACUCAAAUCGACGAAAUGCCAGUCAACGCUGCAGAACUUAUUUAA